This is a messenger RNA of Bipolaris victoriae FI3, 2460 nucleotides long. RefSeq lists its product as hypothetical. The transcript is spliced from 8 exons. Gene Ontology annotation, biological process: ubiquitin-dependent protein catabolic process. Gene Ontology annotation, molecular function: ubiquitin protein ligase activity; protein binding. The coding region runs from base 1 to 2460 and encodes 819 amino acids. NCBI's taxonomy places the organism in Eukaryota, Fungi, Ascomycota, Dothideomycetes, Pleosporales, Pleosporaceae. The record is from RefSeq and is a predicted model, not a curated record.
AUGGACGGCGCAGGCCAGCCCAACCUGCGCAUCACCAUCAUUGCCGCUGAUGGUCUCUACAAGCGCGAUGUGUUCCGAUUUCCCGACCCCUUCGCCGUAGCCACCAUCAAUGGCGAGCAGACGCGCACCACGAGCGUCAUCAAGAAGACGCUGAACCCCUACUGGAACGAGAGCUUCGACAUGAGAGUGAACGAAGAAAGCGUCCUGGCGGUUCAAAUAUUUGACCAGAAGAAGUUCAAGAAGAAGGACCAGGGCUUCUUGGGUGUCAUUAACGUCCGCAUCGGGUCGGUAAUAGAUCUUGACGCUGGCGGAGACGAGAUGCUUACGCGCGAUCUCAAAAAGUCCAACGACAACAUGGUCGUUCACGGCAAGCUCAUUCUUAACCUCUCUACUAAUCUAUCUACACCCAUCAGCCAAGGAUCCCAGAAUGCCACCCGCCCGAAUGCGUCCCCGCACCCGUCCGUCAACGGCUCCAUCCCCGGCGCUGUCUCUACCCCACAGCACUCGACUUCGAACCUCCAUCCUCCCGAUGUGUAUCCAGGCAAUCGAGCCUCGGCCGCCAGUCAAGCCGCUCCCCAGCGCCAGAGUCAAGCCCCUCCAGCAGGUGCACCGACUGGCCCACCUGCGGGGCCUGGGCCUGCACCCAACGGGGCGCCUCCAGCUCGCAACAGUGCCGGUGCCACAUACAGCGCUUUCGAGGAUGCGCAAGGGAGACUACCAAAUGGUUGGGAGCGCCGUGAAGAUCAUUUGGGACGAACGUAUUACGUCGACCACAACACCAGGCAAACUACAUGGAUCAGACCGGGCGCAGGUUUCAACGAGGCAGACCAACGUCGAGAUGUAGCAGCGCAGACGCAGCAGGAACGCAUGCGACAUCAGAAUCGCAUGUUACCAGAGGACCGAACAGGUGCCAAUUCGCCUACCCUGACUGAGCGCCAGCCAUCGCCGCCUAGCGGCUCGGCAGCGAAUGCCGCGAGCAUGAUGGCAACGGGAGCAACCACUGCUGGUACAGGAGAGCUUCCGUCUGGUUGGGAGCAGCGUCAUACACCCGAAGGUCGACCGUACUUUGUGGACCACAACACACGAACGACAACAUGGGUGGAUCCUCGCCGACAACAAUACAUCCGCAUGUACGGCGGUCAGGCUGCCAACGGUAGCACCAUUCAGCAGCAGCCCGUUUCCCAGCUUGGCCCACUGCCUUCAGGAUGGGAAAUGCGUCUCACCAACACGGCAAGAGUAUACUUUGUGGACCACAACACAAAGACUACCACGUGGGACGACCCGAGGUUACCUUCUUCACUGGAUCAGAACGUGCCACAAUACAAGCGCGAUUUCCGUCGUAAGCUCAUUUACUUCCGAUCGCAGCCAGCGCUCCGCAUUGUUAGUGGUCAAUGUCACGUCAAGGUGCGCCGAUCGCAUAUUUUCGAGGAUUCUUACCACGAGAUCAUGCGACAGAGCGCUGCCGACCUCAAGAAGAGACUGAUGAUCAAGUUUGAUGGUGAAGACGGUCUUGAUUACGGAGGUCUUUCUCGAGAAUUCUUCUUCUUGCUCUCCCACGAGAUGUUUAAUCCCUUCUAUUGUUUGUUUGAAUAUUCCGCACACGACAACUACACUCUCCAGAUCAACCCCCACUCCGGUAUCAACCCUGAGCACUUGAACUACUUCAAGUUCAUUGGUCGUGUUGUGGGUUUGGCCAUCUUCCACCGUCGUUUCCUCGAUGCCUUUUUCAUUGGAGCGUUCUACAAGAUGAUCCUUAAAAAGAAGGUUUCGCUACAGGAUAUGGAGGGUGUAGACGCCGAUUUCCAUCGUAACUUGGAGUGGAUGCUGAACAAUGACAUUACAGACGCCCUGGAAUUGACAUUCUCAACCGACGACGAGCGCUUUGGUGAGACCGUCAGCAUUGAGCUGAAGCCCGGAGGUGAAAACAUCGAGGUCACGAACGAGAACAAGCACGAAUACGUCGAACUCAUUACGGAAUGGCGUAUUCAAAAACGUGUCGAAGAACAAUUCCAGGCCUUCAUUACUGGUUUCCACGAGCUGAUCCCCGCUGAUCUCGUCAACGUCUUCGACGAGCGUGAACUCGAGUUGCUCAUUGGUGGUAUAGCAGACAUCGACGUGGAUGACUGGAAGAAGCACACCGACUACCGCGGUUACACGGAGAAUGACGAAGUUAUCCAGAACUUCUGGAAGUGCAUUCGCAGUUGGGACGCUGAACAAAAGUCUCGUCUAUUGCAGUUCGCCACGGGUACAUCGCGUAUUCCCGUCAACGGAUUCAAGGAUUUGCAGGGUAGUGAUGGUCCUAGAAGGUUUACAAUCGAGAAGGCUGGCGAGCCAAACCAACUGCCAAAGUCUCACACAUGUUUCAACCGUCUCGAUCUACCGCCGUACAAGACGUAUGAGGCACUCAACCAGAAACUCACCAUUGCUGUUGAAGAAACUGUCGGCUUUGGUCAGGAGUAA